Armigeres subalbatus is the source of this 2599-nucleotide messenger RNA. Its product is annotated as netrin-B-like. The transcript has 5 exons. Lineage: Eukaryota; Metazoa; Arthropoda; Insecta; Diptera; Culicidae. The record is from RefSeq and is a predicted model, not a curated record. Gene Ontology annotation, cellular component: basement membrane. The coding region runs from base 902 to 2599 and encodes 565 amino acids. Gene Ontology annotation, biological process: animal organ morphogenesis; tissue development; dendrite development.
CUGGGUGGCUAUGCUGAGAUUUUUUCUUUUCUCGCGGCUCAGUUCCGACGGUGCAUCGAUAGUGGGAAGUGCUCUCUCCCCGGGAAAUCUCGUAUCGCGCACGACAGUCUGGUGUUCCUUUCCGUAUGCCAGGGAAUCCGCGCUCGUUCCAUUCCAUUCCGUUUGAGGAAGCUGUGGAGUGAGGGAAAAGUAGAAGGAAGUUAAAGCACAAUAAAAGGAUAAUUUGGCUCGCGACCGUCGUGCGUUUUCGAGGAAGGAUUGCUGUUACGGUGGUUGAGUCUGGGGAAGUUAUUUUUUGUGCACGGCGUGUAACCCGUGCCCGAUUCUGCAUGCAGUGGGCAGUUGGUUUUUUGGGUCGAGUGUGACCGGUAGCAGCCUUGUGAAAAAAGUGAAUCUUGGGACAUAAUUGGAGAAAAGGGAAGCGUGAAAGGCGAUUAAUGGGUGCCAAGUGAUUAUGUGCUGUGAGCUAUUUUCUCUCGAACGCACCUAGUGGACUUAAUUUGAUUUAUAAAAGAAAGAUUCCGACUGUGUCCCAUUCAUUGGCUGUGGGAGUUGAGGGAGAUUGGGAUCAGAGAAAAAGCCUAAGCAGCAAAAGUAGCAGCGACCGCAGAGUGAAUGAAGAGGCUGCGUUGGGUGUGGAAACGACGAUUUAUGUAUUUAUAGCAGUUGUGUUUUUGGAUGUUUGACAAACCUGAAAACGAGAGUCGCAGCAGCAUGUUGCGGCAACGCUAGAAGAAAGUGAAGUGCAGGGUAUCAUAAAGUAUCAUAAAAACCUAAACGGAGAAAGCAUCCAUGAGAAGAGUUUAACAAACAUCGUUACCAUCGUGCACCAUAAAACAUGUUCUUAAGAAAUUGAAUCGGUUUUACUUCGGAGAAGAGGGGUCAAUUAAGAAGAGCAACAAUGAAACCACAUCCAAUGAUCUUGAUAUUGAGUCUGCUUCUCGUAGAAGCCUUGGGACAUCGUUCAUACCUGAGAAGCUUCCAGACUCCAAGUGCUAUCGAUCCGUGCUACGAUGAAGAUCGUCCACGCAGAUGUAUGCCGGACUUUGUAAAUGCCGCAUUUGGCGUUCCCAUCGAUGCAUCCUCCAUCUGUGGAAAAGACAAACCAGCGAGAUAUUGCGACUAUAAGGAUCAAAAUACGCGGAACGAUUCAGUUUGCGACAUCUGUGAUGAUUCCGACCCAACCAAACGCUUUUCACCACUUGCACUGACCGAUGUAUACAAUUCUAACAACGUCACAUGUUGGCGCUCAGAGCCUCGUGUGGGAUCCGUAGACCCGGGAUCACCCGCAGAUAAUGUUACCCUAACCUUGUCUCUGGGAAAGAAGUUUGAGCUCACAUACGUCAGCCUGAUGUUUUGUCCGUACGCCAUUCGUCCUGACUCCAUGGCUAUUUUCAAGAGUGCUGAUUAUGGAAAGUCUUGGCAACCGUUUCAGUUCUACAGCUCCCAAUGUCGUAAGCUUUACGGGCGUCCCACUCGCGCCACUAUAUCCAAAGCAAAUGAGCAGGAAGCUCGCUGUGUUGAUCAUAAUCGUUUCAACGCCGACGGCAUUCAUGGGUCGCGAAUUGCCUUCAGCACUCUGGAAGGUCGACCUUCAGCUCAGGAUUUCGACUCUUCGCCGGUUUUGCAGGACUGGGUUACAGCAACUGAUAUUCGCGUAGUAUUCCAUCGACUCCAACCGCCAACAACCACAACCAUCCUGAAAACUCAAUCCUCUGAACAGCUCAAAUACAAAAAAUCAGAGUACAUCUCCAAGGAGAUUUUCACACCACCCUUGGCUGGGGUAUCCACCUACGCCCUGUCGGAUUUUGCCGUCGGUGGACGGUGCAAGUGCAACGGACAUGCUUCCAAGUGCAUCAAAGCGGUGGAUGGCAAGCUAGAGUGCGAUUGCAAGCAUAACACAGCGGGACGGGAUUGCGAGCGCUGUAAGCCUUUCUACUUUGACCGUCCGUGGGGCCGCGGCACCGUGCGGGAUGCGAACGAAUGUAAAGUCCAUAUCAUGAUUUGUUGUUCUGUUCAUGGCUUCUGGCCGGGUACCGAUCCCACUGAGAUAGCCAACACACUUGGGGAGUACUUCGCCAGUCUAGCGUCGGUGAACGGUUACUUCACCGACUUUCAGCGGAAAAUCGCUGGUAGCAUUUCGUCCCCAACAUUCUUUCAGGUUCUUCCAGAUGCACAAAGUUCUGGCUUCAAUCUACCGUUUUUUUGCUUCCGAGUUAUCGUUCCCAACAGUAAUGGAACGUCGUCCGGUCCCGAUGAGAUUGAGUACCCCAUGCUCAAAAAGCUAUCGCCUUUCGCCAAGAUCCGAUUCCUGAUUUGCUCACAAAUAAACAGCAUCUCCUCCGAGUUUCACGAAGUACCAGCCCAUCUCGCAGACCUCUGGUGUGUCCAAAGUCGUAGAGAAGAUGGUGAACCGGCGCUGCGCGACAAACUAGAACAGAAGCGUGGCAUCCUGGUUAUUUUUAUUGGAGAGCUGUGGAGGGCCAGCAAUAUCGGCAUGUGGUCGCUGCCUCGGGGGUCACCAUCAGUUGACAACAACAGCCAGUUCACGAUUGACAUCAAGGCCGCGGCCUCGCCAUCAGCUUCCUCGCAUCGAUAG